AUGAAACGGCCGGCAGCCAAGAAACCACGCCACGCAGGUGACGAGGGCCGUCAGACAGUUUGGACCGACGACGAGUUCGAUCUUCAAUCCUUCCUGGCGAGUCUUCUGUCAGACGCCGGACUGGAGCAGAGUCAGACCGACGGUGGCCUGAGACGUCAGACGCCUCUGAUGAUGGCAGGCGGCUGCGAUGGCACCGGUCUGCCUCACUAUGUUGUCUCCAAGAUGCUGAAGAAGGGUGAGGUUGCGUCUGUAUGCGCGUCAGAAAUGAAGCAGGCGCCGGCGAUGUUCAUGCUUCGUCAGACUGAGACGUUCGACGUUGACCACAUCUUCAAGGACAUCAAGUACAGCGUCAGAGGUUCCGGGCCGUGCUGGGUGCACAACCGCUGCUGCAAGUUGUCAGACCCGAGCAUGCAGAACCUGGACUUAUUUGUGUCCGGUUUCUCCUGCAAGCUGAACAGCAGGUCCAACUCAGAACGUUACACGUCAGACCCCAUCGACCUGAACAAGCCAGAGUGUCAGACUUUCGUUGAAAGUCUUGCGUUCGUGAAGAAACACCGGCCGAAGUUCUACGUCCUGGAGAAUGUUUUGGGCGCCUUGCAGCCUCGCAUAAAGGGUGGACGUCAGACCCCCUUGAUGUGGUACGAAGAAGCUCUCCAGUCAGACUUGCCGGACUACACGCAUGCUGCGAUGGUUGUCGAUGCCUUGCCUCAGUCAGAGAGUCGUGCACGUGUUGUCCUGUUGGGCUCGUCAGACAGCAACUUCGUUGCGUCAGAUUGGGUUCGCGAGGUGAGCAUUCUCAGCGAGAUGUGCAGCCAAAUGCCACGCCAUUCUGCUGCUGCUUUCUCGUGGUCUGACAAGGGCCCAGUGUCGAAAGCACGGUCAGUCAUGGAGGACGACACUGAGAAGGCCGUGAAAGCCAAACGCAUACCGUCAGAUGUGAAGCCGCCCCCGGUGAAAAGGAGAGCCAGCAGUGGCACAGAAAUGGGCGCUUGGCACCGGGCACAGGUCGAUGUGUAUGAGAUGAUGCUGCAGUCGGCCGGGCUUGGGACGUCAGACCCUCUGGCAGACUUGAGUCAGACAGUGGACCGGGGCCACUACAGGUCAGACGGAGGACUGGCCACGUUGACAACCGGUUGCCUUUGGUACAACUAUCAGAAGAAGGGCUUCAUGGACAAGGCAGACAUGGUCCGUGGCUUGGGCCUCAACCCGGCUGAGGUGGAUUACUCGUGUCACACAUUGUCGGAGCUCCGCGAGAUGCUGGGCAACGGCAUGCGUGCUGCCAUGCUUGUGAAGGUCUGCCUCCCGAUCUUGACAUAUCUGAAGUAUUUCAAUUUUGUCCCAGGACAUCCUCGUUAG
Messenger RNA from Symbiodinium natans, 1356 nucleotides. Lineage: Eukaryota; Dinophyceae; Suessiales; Symbiodiniaceae. The record is from the annotation of a GenBank genome assembly.